Molecule: messenger RNA, 3393 nt
Organism: Archocentrus centrarchus (flier cichlid)
Lineage: Eukaryota; Metazoa; Chordata; Actinopteri; Cichliformes; Cichlidae
Gene: pla2g6
Product: phospholipase A2, group VI (cytosolic, calcium-independent)
Exons: 19
Coding region: 60-2522 (820 amino acids)
Biological process (GO): cardiolipin acyl-chain remodeling; positive regulation of ceramide biosynthetic process
Cellular component (GO): mitochondrion
Molecular function (GO): protein binding; long-chain fatty acyl-CoA hydrolase activity
Source: RefSeq, a predicted model, not a curated record
UCAUUGACGUAUCUGUCAGAAGUCAGGCAGUCGGCACAGAGAGCCACUAGCAGGUAACAAUGCAGUUCCUAGGCCGGCUGCUGGACACGGUCUCCUCUGUGUCGACCCUCUUCGUCAACCCCUACCGGGUCCGAGAUGUGCCGCUGUCUGACUAUGGAGGAGGGGGGAAAGUGAAAUUGAAAGAGGAGGGACGCAUAGUCCUGUACAAAAACACGCAGUCGUGGGACUGUCUGCUCAUGUGCCCUGAGACACCGAAUGUGGCUUUGAGGCUGUUUCAGGUGGUGUCAGAGGAAGAUGCCAUGAACUGGUUCCCGCAGUACGCCCUCAAACUCCGACCUUUCUAUGAGACGCUUCUUCUGAAGUCUGAGUCGACACAGCCAAUCGUGGACUGCAUCCGUGCCCACCCGGACUGGAGCUCCGCCCACAUUGCUGUUGAAACAGGCCUGAGGGAGUGUCUCAAACAUAACUACGUCCAGAGUCAGAUCAAUGCUCGGGACGCAUCGGGUCAGACGCCACUGCACCUGGCAUGUGAGCGAAGUGACGUGACAUGUGUGAAGGAGCUUUUGGAGGAAAGCCAAGCUCGUACUGACAUCAAAGACCGCAGCGGAGAGACACCCAUACACUACGCCGCCAAGCACGACUCUUCUGUAAUCAUCCAGGUCCUGUGCUCGCGGCUGUGCUCUGGUGUGAACGAACUCAACAGCAAUGGGGAGACGCCGCUCCACGUGGCCUGCCGUACUGGCCGUGUGGAGUCUGUCAAGGCCCUGUUAGGGGGUGGGGCCAAGUGUGAUGUCAUUGGUGGUACAGGUUACCCCAUCCACAGCGCCAUGAAAUACAGUGAGAAGGGUUGUGUGGAGGAGAUCCUCAAAGCAGAUCCAAACCAGCUCCAGGCAGAGGACUCUUUGUAUGGAGGGACGCCUCUCCACUGGGCUAAAACCGCAGAGAUGUGUCGCAUGCUGCUGGAGCAUGGCUGUGAAGUGAACUACCUCAGUAAGACCGGAGAGAGUGCCCUCCACAUUUUGACCAAGAAGGGUCGCUUUGAGGCGGCCAUGGUGCUGCUCACCCACGGAGCGAAUGCCAACCUGAAGGGCCAGGAUGGAAACACAGCUCUGCAUCUAGCCAUGAAGAUGGAUCGCAUAGAGUUGAUCAAAGCUCUAAUAGUGUUUGGUGCUGAUGUGGAGAUUCACAACGACUUGGGAGAGACACCUGGACUCAUCGCUGCACGCACGAGCAAAGGUCCUAAUAGAAAGAUACUGCUGGACUUGCUGUGUAGUGUAGGAGUCCAGCGCUGCCUCCCUCCCUCCCCUGGCAGUCCUCCUCCUCCUCCCAUCUCCAACAAGGUCAAGCCUCAAGGCAUAGGAUUUGAGGACAUCCUGUAUGUGGGGGCUGCAGUGGGUGCAAUGAGCAGAGGCCUGUCUGAAUUAGACGGCCCCCAAAUGGAAAAAAGAAGGAUGGACAGACUGUUGUGUCUUGAUGGUGGAGGCAUUAAAGGCCUCGUGCUGAUCCAGAUGCUGAUCGCUCUGGAGAAAGAGGCAGGCAGACCCAUCAGAGAGCUCUUUGACUGGGUAGCUGGCACGAGCACUGGGGGGAUCCUGGCCCUUGCUAUAAUUCAUGGUAAAUCCAUGGAGUACUUGCGCUGCCUGUACUUUCGGAUGAAGGAGCAAGUGUUCAAAGGGUCAAGACCCUAUGAAUCAGCGCCGCUGGAGGACUUCCUCAAAAAAGAGUUUGGAGAAAACACCAAGAUGACUGACAUUAAGUUCCCCAGGGUGAUGGUAACCAGUGUUCUGGCAGACAGACAUCCAGGUGAGCUUCACAUCUUCAGGAACUACGACCCUCCAUCCAUCUGCAGAGAGCCCCCAUACACCACCACUGCCACAUUCCAGCCUCUCACCAUCCCACAAGGAUGGGAGGAUGAGGAUGUGUUGAUAGUAGGAUACACAGAAGAGCCGUCCAGAAAGCGUAGGAAGGUGACAGAUGAAGAACAACUUGUAUGGAGAGCUGCCCGCUCCAGUGGCGCUGCUCCCACCUACUUCCGACCAAUGGGCCGCUUUCUGGAUGGAGGGCUGCUGGCCAAUAACCCAACUCUAGAUGCCAUGACUGAAGUCAAUCAGUACAAUAAGGCCUUAAAAGCUGAGGGCCAUGAGAGGGAAAUAAAUAAACUGGGUAUAGUGGUCUCCCUUGGUACAGGUAAACCUCCUCAGGUGGUGGUGAGUUCUGUGGAUGUAUUCCGGCCCUCCAACCCGCUGGAGCUCGCCAAAACCUUUGUAGGAGCCAAAGAGCUGGGCAAAAUGCUGGUGGACUGCUGUACCGACUCUGAUGGCUGCGCAGUGGACAGGGCCAGAGCGUGGUGUGAAAUGAUCGACACGAUCUACCACAGAUUGAGUCCUCAGCUGUCUCAGGAGGUGAUGCUGGAUGAGGUGAGUGACGCAGUCCUGGUGGACAUGCUGUGGGAGACCCAGAUGUACCUUUAUGAGAAGAGGGAGGUCCUCCAGUCUGUGGCAAAAACACUGUCGAACAACUGAAAGCACAAGAGAACCACAACUGAAGCUGUGAUGAGUGUUUGGAUGGAGCAUUGAGAUUAGUGAGUCGUGUGUCUGACUGAAAACUGUAACGUCUGUGUUGUGUGCUCUCUGUUAAAACUGAAUGAGGCACAUUGACUUUCACAUUUACUCUGAAAUGUAAAGUAGCAAAUGUGUGGAAAGCUAACACAGGAAACAACUGACCCACUAAAGCCUGUGUUUUAUGUAGCAUCGUGUGACCUUAUCACUGAUCCUGCUGGGGUUUAUCAGGUUUACCUCUAACAUAUAAACUAAUGAAGAGGUUGUACAACUUACCCAUACUGAGGAAAUGUAAACUGUCAGUGUUCUGUAACUUUCCACCUCUCCCUCUACACUGUGGGUUAAUCUGCUUCUGAUUGGUCGAGAUAAGUCUGGAGUGUUCCUUUUCCUUUUUCCACUUGUUCUUCACGUUCACUCCAGCAGUUACAAAGACACUCAAGUCACUGAAUUUUCCCCUUAAGCUGUGUGAUGAAAGGGCCCCUGAAAUACCACCAUACCAUCAGUAUUAUAAUCAGGUGUAGGUGAGGUGGUGGUGAUCAUGAACCAGUUCUGCCUUAUGUGUCUGGGACCCACAUUUGUACCUUUUCUUCCUUCCAUAAUAAUGUGAUGCCUUUCUGAGUUAUUUAUACUGACUUUAAACACAAUGUUUAGCCUCAUUCCACUGAACACUGUUAGCACAGAGUUAAACUGAACUAUUAGAACUGAUGUGGAGACUGGAUUUGAAUGAACUGCUUACAAAAAUAAUAAAGGAACUUUGUAUUUUUUUGUUUUUUGUAUGUUGCUUAAUCCUGAAGUAUAAUGGUAUGGUAAUAAAAUGUAUGAAUAUUGCUCUAAA